Vollenhovia emeryi is the source of this 2227-nucleotide messenger RNA. It is a transcript of the gene wbl, whose product is annotated as endoplasmic reticulum resident protein 29. The record is from RefSeq and is a predicted model, not a curated record. Bases 477 to 1223 code for a protein of 248 amino acids. Gene Ontology annotation, cellular component: endoplasmic reticulum; endoplasmic reticulum lumen. Lineage: Eukaryota; Metazoa; Arthropoda; Insecta; Hymenoptera; Formicidae. Gene Ontology annotation, biological process: protein secretion. The transcript has 3 exons.
AACGCGAGUAGUGGGAGAAGAGAACCGAAGAGGAAGGAGAACCUAAAGAAAACAGCUGACUUGAAUAAAGGGACACUUGCUCCGAAAGAUCUUGGAAUAGAAAAACGUCGAUCGUGUGUGCAAAAACACAUUGUAAAGACUUUCGUAGGGUUUUCUAUUCCACCUGUCUCUCGAUGCGCCUGGACGAGAAGCACCGUUUGUAGCCUCGAACAAAUUCCACAAGGCUGGGACGAAGCACGAAGCCGGUUCGUUCAACUCUAGUUCAACCGACACGUUGCCGCUUCACGUGGCACACGCGCGCGUUGUGCGAGUGUACAUAGGAGGAAGACAGGUCGAUAACCGUCGUGUCUAAUUCCGCAGAACGCGAGAGAAGAGAACGGAGUAGCGAGAGUAGCGUAGUCGAUUGAUUAAGUCGACUUUGGUAGACGAAUGAGUACCAAGUAGUGGCACAAAUAUCGCGAGUCUUACCUGUCGUCAUGAUUCGUUCGAGCCUCGUGUUUGUCCUCGUUAUCGCCGCUUCGCACGUUACCAUUGCUGAUGACUGCAAAGGAUGCGUGCCCUUGGACUCGUAUUCGUUUGACAAGGUUAUCCCCAAGUUUAAGGCGGUACUCGUGAAAUUCGACGUCGCAUUUCCGUACGGCGGCAAGCACGAGCAGUACGCGACGGUAGCGGCCGACACCAGGGACUCGCAGGAUCUCCUGAUAGCCACAGUGGGCGUCAAGGACUUUGGCAAUAAGGACAACUCCGAUCUGGCGCAACGUUACAGCAUCAAGAAGGACGACUUCCCGGUAGUUUUACUAUUCGUACAAGGCAAAUCGGAGCCGCUCAGAUUCACUCCCGAGAAGGAUUCCGAUUUUACGGGCGAAUACUUGAAGCGAUUUGUCAGGUCUAAAUCGAGAGUGUACUUGGGCCUACCAGGAUGCGUGGAACGUUUGGAUAAGCUGGCCGAAGAGUUCAAAGCCGCGGGAGAACAGGACAGGCAGGAGAUACUGAAGAAAGCAAGAAUCUUUGAGGGGACUUUACCGGAGGAGCAACGAGAGGCGGCAAAAAUUUAUGUCAAGACUAUGGAGAAGAUCCUCGAGCGGGGAGAUGUGUUCGUACAGACGGAAGAAACACGAGUGCAGGGACUUCUUUACAGAGGAAAACUGUCCGAUCAAAAGAAGCGUACGAUGGAAGAAAGACGAAACAUCUUGCAAUCUUUCUCAGCGAGGGAUGAGCUGUAAAGGACUUGUCUAACAAUAAGUAACAAACACCUAGCGACCAAGUUUUCGUGUGUCGAGUUGUUGCGCUACUUUGGACCACUUUAUCCAUUGUAUGUACAAACCGAUCAAGUGGCAACUGUGCAAGGUACACUCGGACAUUCCAUUUGAUCCUUUCAUGACCGUUCGCGAGUCGUUCAUUUCAUUUCAAUUUUCCGUCGAUCUUUUGUUAAUAAGCAAUAGCUUCUGAAAAUGCCACGUGAUCAUGAAAGGGUUAAAAGAUCCACUCCGCGUUACUUUAAUUAUUUUGCAUUCCUUAGUUUAUUCCUCUGUAACCAAGUAUCUCUUGCUUUUCGUGUUCUACAAACGCGAAAUGUAACAUCAUUUCCCUUAAACGCUUUAUCGUUUCAUUUCUCUAUACAAUACGAAGCAAAUCAGGCGAUAAAUAUAAAAAAAAUAUAUAUAUAAUUCUCAUAUCCAAGACUAUUUGUCCAUUUGUCGAAUCGGUCAUUCGAUACAUUUACUGCUCUUGUGAGUGUCCGACAACGGAAUAGAGUCUCGUUGGGAGCCAAACUGAUCUCUAUUCCUCCCGACACCAUACAGUGGAUCCGUCGAGUGGAAAACAGCCGAUCAAGCCUGUCCAUUUCUUUUGUUUUAUAAAUCAUUGUUGGAUCAUAUAAUAAUUUAGAAAUUAUUAUAUAUUUCUCCAAUCUUACCAACAGGAUCCAACCGACAGACUGGGAAUGUGUUAAGUAAAACUAUUAUCAAUUACGCACAAUAGCAGUAAACAAUUGAUUAAACAUAUUCUCUAAGAAAACGGAAGGCUAACAGGUUGUGGAGUGAGACGUUACAUCGUAAACAUCGUAAAGGUGGAUUAAUUUUAUAUCGACUGUAUCGCUCUUUCAACACACUAUUCAUUCUUCUUGAUCAUGGGAAACAUAGUGCGCGGUCAACUAUAAAAAAAAAGUUUGAUAACGCAUCUUUGUGAAAUAAUGAAGAAAUAAAAUGCGGGAGGCUUUGCGUUCGUA